CUAGCAAAGAUGAACUAUGCCAAGAAGUCUCUGGGCCUGCUCUCCCCAAGGUCUCUUUCUAAGUGUGUCUCUGCCAGUGCGUCCAUGACGCAACAGCUGCUAGCCACCCCUACUCCCCGCGCCCGGCCUUACCGGGUGAGCAACUGGGAACGCACCGUGCGCAAGGGUAUUAUGGCCGACAGCUUGGAGGACCUGCUUGAGAAAGUGCGCUGUGCGCUGCUCUUGGAGGGCACCAUAUCAAUUGUCAUAGAUGAGGAUGGCACCAGCGUGGAGACAGAAGAGUUCUUCCAGACGCUAGAGGAGAGCACCGUGUUGCUAGUGUUAACCAAGGGUCAGCUCUGGCGGCCAGCCAAGACUGCAGGCUACCAGCUGUCAUUAUCCCACAAGCCCCGGCACAGGAUCGAUGUGGCGUGUGUAACCUUUGACCUCUACAAGACCAAUCCUCAGGAUUUCAUUGGUUGCUUGAACGUCAAAGCCACCCUCUAUGGCACAUACAGUAUGUCCUAUGAUAUGCGGUGCUUUGGAGCCAAAAGGAUGAUGAAGGAAGCUCUACGCUGGACACUCUUCACUAUGCAAGCGACGGGCCAUGUGCUGCUUGGCACUUCCUGUUACAUGCAGCAGUUGUUGGAUGCCAGUGAAGAGCAGAAAGAGGAAGUCUCGUCGGUUCUGCGCAGCCUCCAGUUUCCUCUCACCAGGAAGAUGCUGAAGUGAAGGAGGUUCCCUCC
Molecule: messenger RNA, 725 nt
Organism: Euleptes europaea (tarantolino)
Lineage: Eukaryota; Metazoa; Chordata; Lepidosauria; Squamata; Sphaerodactylidae
Product: lipid transferase CIDEC-like
Exons: 5
Coding region: 10-711 (233 amino acids)
Biological process (GO): apoptotic process; regulation of apoptotic process
Source: RefSeq, a predicted model, not a curated record